CUCCACCCCCUCUUGUAGUUCAUAAUCUCGUACCGUCGCAGGUACACGACACUACUGGUCAGUGUUUACCCGAUAGAGAUACGAUGUCCGUUCUUCCCUGGCUGCCAUGGCUCGUCGUCUCCCUCCUCUCCAUCUACCUCCUCGACCUCCUCGCCCACGCACGCCGCCGUCUCCCUCCAGGUCCUAUUCCUCUGCCACUCAUCGGCAGCCUCCACCUCAUGGGCGACCAACCGCACCGCUCUCUCGCCCGCCUCGCCAGGAUCCACGGCCCGCUCAUGUCCAUCCGCUUGGGCGCGGUCACCACGGUGGUCGCCUCCUCGCCGGAUGCCGCCCGCGAGAUCCUUCAGAAGCACGACGCUGUCUUGGCCGGCCGGUUCGUGAACGACGCCGUGGGCGACCACGCCAGGGACUCCGUCGCCUGGCUCCCCCACGGGCCGCGGUGGCGCUCGCUGCGCAAGACCAUGGCCACGGAGCUCUUCGCGCCGCACCGGCUCGAUGCGCUCCAGGGCCUCCGGAGCGACAAGAUGCGGGAGCUCGUGGCGCACAUCGCCCGGCUGGCGCGCGAUGGCGUGGAGGUGGACGUCGGCCGCGUGGCGUUCACGACGAGCCUGAACCUCCUCUCCGGCACCAUCUUCUCGAAGGAUCUUGCGAGCCUCGACGACCAUGGCGGGUCCAAGGAGUUCCAGGCGCUGGUGAGUGAGGCCAUGAAGUGCGGGGGCAGCCCCAACGUGUCCGACUUCUUCCCGGUGCUCGCGCGCGCGGACCUGCAGGGGCUGCGACGGCGGCUGGCCCAGCUGCUCGCGCGGCUGCACCAAGUGUUCGACGUGGAGGUGGACCGGAGGCUGCGCGGCCGCGAGGUGGGGGAGACCAGGAAGGAGCACGACGACUUCCUCGACGUGCUGCUCGACGUCGCGGAGCGUGACGGCGGCAAGGCCGGCCUGGACCGAGACACGCUGAGGGCGCUCUUCACGGACUUGUUUCUCGCCGGCAGUGAUUCAACCUCUAGUAUGGUGGAAUGGGCGAUGACGGAGCUUCUCAAGAACCCAUCAUCCAUGGCAAAAGCUCACGAGGAGCUAGCACAGGUCAUCAGCUCGACAAGAAGCGUUGAGGAAUCUGACAUUAACCAGUUGCCCUACCUUCAAGCCGUGGUCAACGAAACACUCCGGCUGGGCCCACUAUUGUUACCACAUCAGGCCCAAGAAGCCGUAAAUAUCGCAGGUUUCACAGUGCCUCAAGGCGCACGUGUGUUGGUGAAUUUGUGGGCGAUGGGCCAAGACGAAAGCAUCUGGCCGGAGCCGGACAAGUUCAUGCCAGAGAGGUUUCUAGGGAGAGCCGUGGACUUUAGAGGUGGGGACUUCGAGCUCAUUCCAUUUGGUGCGGGGCGAAGAGUGUGCCCCGGGAUGCCGUUGGCAAUCAGGACGGUGCACUUGGUCCUCAGUACGUUGUUGAAUCGGUUCGAGUGGAAGAUUCCAGUGGAGGUGGAAAGGACUGGGAUUGACAUGAGUGAAAAGUUUGGGGUAUCGCUCACGAAAGCAGUCCCUCUUGGUGCUAUGGCUACAAUGAAGAUGGCCCUCGCAAAUGUGAGGGCAACAUCUUCAGUCCGUUAGUUAUUUUAUCAAUUUUCUGUAUCAUUAUUUUAAUCAUGUAUAGGCGUAUAAUCUCAAUAAGACGUGAUAUGAUUUUGUAACUACCAAAGAUAUCUUGCAAAUAAAUAUUACAGCUGCACGUAAGAUACACACUCAUGUA
Molecule: messenger RNA, 1746 nt
Organism: Lolium rigidum
Lineage: Eukaryota; Viridiplantae; Streptophyta; Magnoliopsida; Poales; Poaceae
Product: geraniol 8-hydroxylase-like
Exons: 3
Coding region: 84-1607 (507 amino acids)
Molecular function (GO): monooxygenase activity; iron ion binding; heme binding
Source: RefSeq, a predicted model, not a curated record